UCGGGACCGGGUAAACUGGCAGUUAAAUAAAAGCUAGAGCACUGGGGGCGAUGCAUCGAUGUAGCAGGAGAUAGCGCUCGUUAGUUGCAAAAUUUUAGGAAGCUUAGAACUGCUGCUGAUACUCUCUACUCUACUGGGCUUUCUCCGGCCGUCUGCGACGACACGUGCAUGGGGGGCACCUACGUGACGGCGGAAGCCGGCGGCGGCCGGGGACGAGGCGGCCGGUACCCGCCGCUGUCCGCGCUCGUCAUCUCCGCCAUCGCCGCCUUCUCCACCGUCAUCGUCCUCGCCAUCCUCCACUCGGCGUACGACGACGCGCUGUCGCGGACGCGGACGCUGCUGGGGCACAACCUGGAGCCGACGCCGUGGCACAUGUUCCCGCACGCCAAGGGCCGACCGCCGGCGCGCGCCGCGAUGCUGUGCGCGCCCUCACUCGCCUGCCUGCCGCCGCUGUUGCAGCCGCAGGCGCCAGCAGCCAACGCGUCGUCGGGCGCGCCGCGGCGCCAGUGCCCGGCCUACUUCGCGGCCAUCCACCGGGACCUCGCACCGUGGCGCCGCGCGGGCGCGGGCCAGGGCGUGUCGCGAGCGCUCCUCGACGCGGCGCGGCAGCGCGCAUCCAUGCGCAUCACCAUCACCGGCGGCGGCCGGCGGCUACACGUGGACCUCUACUACGCUUGCGUGCAGAGCCGCGCUCUGUUCACCGUCUGGAGCCUGCUGCAGCUCAUGCGGCGGUACCCCGGGCGCGUGCCCGACGUCGACCUCAUGUUCGACUGCAUGGACCGCCCCGCCAUCAACCGCACCGAGCACGGGAACGGCGAUCCCGCCGCUCCACCGCCGCCGCCGCUCUUCCGGUACUGCACCACCAGGGACCACUUCGACAUCCCCUUCCCUGAUUGGUCCUUCUGGGGCUGGCCAGAGACGAACAUCGAGCCAUGGAACCGGGAGUUCAAGAGCAUCAAGCUCGGGGCCAAGGCGACGAAAUGGCAGGACAGGGUGCCGACGGCGUACUGGAAGGGCAACCCGGACGUGGCGUCGCCGCUGCGGGUCGCGCUGCUCGGCUGCAACGACACCAACCUGUGGCGCGCCGAGAUCAUGCGCCAGAACUGGGAGGAGGAGGCCAAGUCCGGGUACAGCAACUCCAAGCUCUCCAGCCAGUGCACUCACCGGUACAAGAUCUACGCGGAGGGGUUCGCGUGGUCGGUGAGCCUCAAGUACAUCCUGUCGUGCGGAUCCAUGGCGCUGAUCAUCGAGCCGCAGUACCAGGACUUCUUCAGCCGGGGUCUGGACCCCAAGGUGAACUACUGGCCGGUGAGCAUCGUCGGCAUGUGCGAAUCGAUCAGGGACGCCGUGGACUGGGGCAACGCGAACCCGGCGGAGGCGGAGCGCGUCGGGAAGCGCGGCCAGCGGCUGAUGCAGGAGUUGCGCAUGGACGCCGUGUACGACUACAUGCUGCACCUGCUGACCGAGUACGCCAGGCUCAUGGACUUCCGGCCGGCGCCGCCGCCCACGGCGCAGGAGGUGUGCGAGGGGUCGGCGGUGUGCCUCGCCGACGGGAAGCAGCGGCUGUUCCUGGAGGAGUCCGCGGCGGAGCCGGCCGUGGACGAGCCGUGCGUGCUGCCGCCGCCGCCGCCCGAGUGAGUUGCCAAGGCAGAACGAGUCUGAAUGUGGAAUGUUCAAUUGAGCAUAGAUGGCUGGUCAAGAAGAUGUAAAUCUUUGGAAUUCCCAUGCUCCAAACGGGGUUUCUAUGGCGAUAUAAAUCUUUAGGAUUGAUUGAGGCUUAGAUGCAGCAGAGCUAGAGGUUUAGGAUUCAGUUAGUGAUGACGUAGGAAUGCCGAAUGUCACCGCCACUCGAUUCACAGCAUACAUGGGUGCGAAUGCUGAACUGUAAUAAAAAAGAGGUGUCCUUUAGCAUGAUU
This is a messenger RNA of Phragmites australis (common reed), 1916 nucleotides long. RefSeq lists its product as uncharacterized. The coding region runs from base 169 to 1638 and encodes 489 amino acids. The record is from RefSeq and is a predicted model, not a curated record. NCBI's taxonomy places the organism in Eukaryota, Viridiplantae, Streptophyta, Magnoliopsida, Poales, Poaceae. The transcript has 5 exons.